UAGACUCUUCGCGGAGCGGGGGAGGUAUGAGCUUCUCGCAGGGGGUUGAUCCCAACGUGGCCACCGGCGCCCCUCCACGCCGCCCACGAGUCCCAGGGCGUGCGUGCUCUUGGAGGGACCCAAUCCGCUGCAGGCGUGGGGCCCGGCCCGGCGGAGGUGGUGCUGGUAUAUGCGUCGGCACCACCCCUUCCAGCACGGGCCUGAGGGAUGACAAGUUGACGCCCCUUUCGUCAUCACGUCUUGGUACUUACGCGGGGGGGGUGUCACCUGGUCUCCUAGGAGGGACGCCCGGGGAGGCCGUACGUCACUGCUCUGCGCCGGAAGACCCUAUUUUCAGGUUAUCGUCCCUCUACCCCUACCUCUUCCCUGGCAUCAUAAAAUCCCGGGAUAUGAGCCGGAAGAGGCAUCGCCUGGUCCCGGAGACCACUGGACUUAAGAGGCGGCGGAAACAAGGGCCUGUGGAGUCGGAUCCUCUGCGGGGAGAACUAGGGUCGGCGCGCGCGGCUGUCUCAGAGCUCAUGCAGCUGUUCCCGCGAGGCCUGUUUGAGGACGCGCUGCCGCCCAUCGCGCUGAGAAGCCAGGUGUACAGCCUCGUGCCUGACAGGACCGUGGCCGACCGGCAGCUGAAGGAGCUUCAAGAGCAGGGGGAGAUCAGAAUCGUCCAGCUGGGCUUCGACUUGGAUGCCCAUGGAAUUAUCUUCACUGAGGACUACAGGACCAGAGUCCUCAAGGCCUGUGAUGGCCGACCGUAUGCUGGGGCAGUGCAGAAAUUUCUAGCUUCAGUACUUCCGGCCUGUGGGGACCUUAGUUUCCAGCAGGAACAAAUGACACAGACCUUUGGCUUCAGGGACUCAGAAAUCACGCAUCUGGUGAAUGCUGGAGUCCUCACUGUCCGAGAUGCUGGGAGCUGGUGGCUAGCUGUGCCUGGAGCUGGGAGAUUCAUCAAGUACUUUGUUAAAGGGCGCCAGGCUGUCCUUGGCAUGGUCCGGAAGGCCAAGUACCGGGAGCUGCUCCUAUCAGAGCUCCUGGGCCGGCGUGCACCUGCCGUGGUGCGGCUUGGCCUCACCUACCAUGUACACGACCUCAUUGGGGCCCAGCUAGUGGACUGCAUUUCUACCACUUCUGGAACCCUCCUCCGCCUGCCAGAGACAUGAAGAUUCUGCUUAUCAUUGCUCAGCUCCCCAGAGUGGGCCGGGAGGGGACUGGAAGAGCUGCAUGAUGGUGGCUGAGACAGGGUCACCUUGGGAAGGCUUGGGAGCCAGGAUGAAUGUUGGGCUUUCAUUUGUACAAAGGGUCAGAUGUGACUGCUGCUGUUUGCCUGGGCUCUGACCCAGUGGUGGGGCUUGAGCAAUGCUUCUCUGCCCUUCCAUGGAAGGUGAAACCAGAAAUGGUGCCGAGGCUGUGGCUCUUCCCUUUCAUGUAAAAUGGUGCUGUUAUUACUCUGUGUUGAAAUAGAAAGGUGGGAUUUCUGGGGAGGUGAAGGAGGGCAGGGUUUUUUUCCCUACAUGUCAUGUUAAAAUUGCCAAAUAAAGUACCUCUGCCUGUGAUA
Messenger RNA from Cebus imitator (Panamanian white-faced capuchin), 1549 nucleotides. RefSeq names its product serine/threonine kinase 19 (gene WHR1). Gene Ontology annotation, molecular function: protein serine/threonine kinase activity. NCBI's taxonomy places the organism in Eukaryota, Metazoa, Chordata, Mammalia, Primates, Cebidae. The coding region runs from base 27 to 1154 and encodes 375 amino acids. The transcript is spliced from 7 exons. The record is from RefSeq and is a predicted model, not a curated record. Gene Ontology annotation, biological process: protein phosphorylation; positive regulation of Ras protein signal transduction.